AUGGACAAUUGCUGUUCCUCCCAUCAAUCACCAAGACCUCAAAGAAGAAUAAAUGGAUUUCAAUUGCCCCUGAACUUCCAACAAGUCACAAGCUGGGUCGUGUUUAUUGCGACUGGCGCGUUGAAUUUUCUUAUAUUGAUAGACAUACAAUUCAACGAACUGAGGACGAUAUCCUUGGUGAUAUUCACUGUACUCUAUAUCUCUCACGUUUCAUCGAAUCUAACGGCCUCAUUAUUAGAUCCGAGUGAAAAAGAAUUGAGAAAAUUGGCUGUUUACAAUGUUCCUGAGUUUGAUCGAGCAGUUCACGCCCACGUUAUCGAAAAUGGAAGAUGCCAUCUGUGCAACAUACACACAAGCAGCAGGAGGACCAAACAUUGCAGUAUUUGCAAUAAAUGCGUGGACAACUUCGAUCACCACUGCAAGUGGCUUAACAACUGCGUUGGCCGAAGAAACUACCUGGCGUUUGUUGCCUGCGUUACUACGGCUCUCAUGAUAUCUACAUUAACAACAUCAUUAUGUGUAGCAGACAUUGUGAUAUUUUUUACAAAUCCCAAAUAUUUUAGCAUUGAAGCACAAAACUUUAUUAAUUGUAGUACUUCAUACAGUAGCACGAUAGUGAUCCCAGGGUUUUGUAGGACUUCUAUAUCUUUCCUUAUAUUUUUGAUUUUAUUUUGUGUAAUGGCGUUAGCCAUCGGGUGUGCCUUAUUGCAUUUGUGCUGUUUCCACAUUUAUAUAUCGUUGCUAGGAGUUACAACUUAUGAAUAUGUGGUGAGGAGUGGAGACUCGAUGACUCCUUCAUGUAAUUGUUUUAAGGAUUGUAAGUGUUACAGGUGGAAUAUAUCUAAAGACUUGUAUACCAUAAGACAACCGAAACGCCAGGGGCACGGUCGAACUAAUGAUAACACUGAUGAUGAUACUGUGGCAAAUAAAUUAGAAGUUUCUCGUACCGCAGAUAUACAUAAUGGGGAAGCACACGUUAUAAACUUUAUUAGUAUACUAAUUAAUAAUGAAUUAGAUAAAGCAAGGAAAAUGUUUCUUUAUGAUAAGAACAAAAUACACCCUCACGAAGCAAGUAGUAGCAGAUAG
This is a messenger RNA of Spodoptera littoralis (African cotton leafworm), 1086 nucleotides long. The record is from the annotation of a GenBank genome assembly. Lineage: Eukaryota; Metazoa; Arthropoda; Insecta; Lepidoptera; Noctuidae.